Messenger RNA from Aspergillus novofumigatus IBT 16806, 1384 nucleotides. RefSeq names its product DnaJ domain protein. The record is from RefSeq and is a predicted model, not a curated record. Bases 159 to 1136 code for a protein of 325 amino acids. Gene Ontology annotation, cellular component: cytoplasm; nucleus. The transcript has 2 exons. NCBI's taxonomy places the organism in Eukaryota, Fungi, Ascomycota, Eurotiomycetes, Eurotiales, Aspergillaceae. Gene Ontology annotation, molecular function: heat shock protein binding.
ACCAUAUCAAAGCAAACCAGCUGCUUGACUCUUUGUUCAUCCUUUUUUCAUCCAUUUUUGGGGGUCUUUUGGAGACUCUACCACCAUUUUGGGCCAUAUCUUGCCACUCUUUCUCUCCAUCUCCUUCCCCUACACCUACUACCGUAAAAAGCGCAAACAUGCCUUCUGAUUCCGAGGAUUUGUUCGAAGAGAAUCACGAUGAAGGAACCACCUCCGACGAAGAAGACGGACCAUCUGGCCCUCCGGUUGCAAGCGAUCUCUACGAGGUUCUCGGUGUCAAAGAGGAUGCGACUCAGGACGAGAUCAAGUCUGCCUACCGGAGGCUGGCCUUGAAGCAUCACCCAGACAAGGCUCCUGCCGACCAGAAAGAUCAAGCGCAUUCCAAGUUUCAGCAGAUUGCCUUCGCUUAUGCGAUCUUGUCGGACGAAAAGCGCCGCAGGCGGUUCGAUCGCACCGGCAGCACCGCGGAAGCGGCCGCCGGCGACGAAGAUUUCGACUGGACAGAAUUCUACCGAGACCUGUACUCGAACUCGGUCGAUACGGAUGCGAUUGACAAAUUAAAGGAGGAGUAUCAGGGCUCUGCAGAAGAAGAGAAGGAUAUCCUGGAGGCGUUCGACCGCCACAGAGGCGACAUGGACCGCGUCUACGAGUCGGUGAUGCUGAGCAAUGUGCUCGAUGACGACGAGCGGUUCCGCGCCAUUAUUGACAAGGCUAUUGCGGAAGGCAAGGUGGAGGCUUACAAGAAGUACACAGAUGAGCCGGCGAAGAAGCGUCAGGCGAGAAUCAAGCGGGCGCAGCAGGAAGCAAAGGAAGCUGAGGAGUUGGUUAAGGAGCUUGAGGAGAAGAAGAAACCGAAGACGGAAGUCAAGGAAAAGCCGGCGACGACGACGAAGAAGAAGAAGACCAAGACGAAGGACAUCUCUGAUCUUGGUGAUCUCGCUGCAGCUAUCAAACAACGACAAGCCAAUCGCAUGGAAUCGCUCAUGGAAAAAUGGCAGACAGAGGCGGAGACGCUCAAGGGAGGCAACGGCAAGCGCACUAAACGGAAGACUCUUUUUGAGGAGCCGCCCGAGGAAGCAUUUGCUGCCACCGCUGCUCGUCAGUCUUCCAAGAAGACAAAGAAGUCGAAGGCGUGAGCUGCUCCACUUUGGAUCUCCCCUUUUUAUUUUUCGUCCUUUUUCCACCGGCGUCGGGAGUCUUUGGUACUUGGCAGGUCUCUACAUGAAGCCUUGGAAGGAGGUGGACAUCUUACGGAAGGAUUGCACUCAUAUUGCAUAUCAUAUUUGAGCGAACUGAAAGUAUCUGGUGUCUCUAUGACUUUUAUGAUGCUCAUUGCGAAGAAUAGCAUGGUAUUACAUAUGUAGCAGGACACAAUGCCAGAUCA